AUGUUGCAGGAGGCGGGACGAAGGGAGAAUGAAGUUAGACGCAAGGACGAGGAAGUUAGGCUCAAAGAAGAGGCGGCGCACGCUAAAGAGGAAGAGAUCCGGAGGAAGGAGGAAGAACGCAGGCGAUGGGAAGAGCUUAAUUCGCUGGAAGAUCUCACUAAUGACGUCCAGGGGAGAUUAUCCUAUCCAAGUGCUUCCGGAGGUUUUGGGGACAUCUGGAAAUGUGUUUUAGUCAAGUCCAACAGGGCCGUACAGGUGGCAGUGAAGACCAUUCGUUCGUUCGAGUCGGAUAACGAGGAAUCGGUGCGGAAGAAUGCGAAGAGAGUGCGUCGUGAGCUGACAAUUUGGGGCCGUCUCAAACAUGAUAGGAUUCUUCCACUCUGGGGAGUGGCAAACGACUUCGGGCCCUACCCCGCAAUGAUUUGCCCAUGGGCCGAUAAUGGAGCUCUCACGGGCUUUCUUGAGCGCCAACAAGACCGGUUGUCGUAUCAAGAUAAGUUUUCGCUUCUGAAUGAUAUCGCUCUUGGAUUGCAAUACCUACACAGCAAAUCAGUUGUCCAUGGUGAUCUGACAGGGUCAAACGUCUUGAUCAACGGACAGGGUCAGGCAUGCCUUGCUGAUUUCGGUCUCUCCACUAUCAUCGUAGAGUUCAUCGGUACCUCCUAUUUUACGAACUCUAUCUGGGGUAAUAUUCGAUGGGCAGCUACGGAGCUAUACGAAGUACCGGACAAUGCAACGCUCACCACCGAGUGCGACGUAUACUCAUUUGGCAGUAUCAUAUUGCAGGUAUUGACCUCCAAGGUACCCUACUACAAUGUGAAGAAAGACAUUGCAGUGUUGGCUCAAGUCAUCAAGGGUAUGAAACCAGAGCCUCCCAAGGAAUCGCGAAUAGCACAGGGGCACUGGAACUUUAUACAGCGAUGUUGGCUGCCUCGUGCGAGUCGUCCAUCAGCCGGAGAAAUCGUAGCGUUUGUAGGAUAUGAACGACGAGCUCUGUCAUUCUAA
Suillus clintonianus is the source of this 1005-nucleotide messenger RNA. Its product is annotated as kinase-like domain-containing protein. Lineage: Eukaryota; Fungi; Basidiomycota; Agaricomycetes; Boletales; Suillaceae. The record is from RefSeq and is a predicted model, not a curated record. Bases 1 to 1005 code for a protein of 334 amino acids. The transcript has 7 exons. Gene Ontology annotation, biological process: protein phosphorylation. Gene Ontology annotation, molecular function: protein kinase activity; ATP binding.